AUGUCUUCUUCUUCUGUCACACAAACAAAAACAGAACAACAACAUAGGAUGAAAUCGAGAAAACCCAGAAACCAAAUCAAAAACCACCACAAACCCAUUUCACAAAUGGAUCAACAAAUCCAAACCACUCGUUGCAACUCAACAAUUUCAUCUCUUCUUCUCUCCACAUUCUCCAACGAAACCGCUGUUUCUCCGCAACCCACUAGCAAAAAGAUUAACUUUUUAUCUGCGGCAGCUACUUUCAGAGGCUUGGGAUGUACUGCCGGUGCUUCUCAGCAAGUGUCGGUGCCGGCGGUGAUUCGGGCUUCUGCAGAUUGGACUCAUCAGGGGAAGAAGAAAACCAGAAAAAAGAAGCAUAAGAGGAAUGUUGUAGGAGGGAGUAGCAAGAACAUUAGUAAUGAUGGUUCUUCUGCUACUUGUGUUGAUUUUCAAGAUGUUUGGUGUGGACCUGGAAUUGAUGCUGCUGCUUCUGUUGAUUGUGUUGUUUCAAAGAAGAAUGUGUCUUCAAGGGCUAAGAUUGAUUUGGAAAAGAUAACUCAUAGAGAGCCUUCAUCAUCUUUCCGAAGGCGCACUACUGUCUACCCAGAAAGCUUCUCUUUUCCGGAUACCGAUCCUGACAUUUUCACGGCAUGCUCUUUCGGAACUGCAACAUACCCUCGCCAUAUCAGAGAUCUCUCUUCUGAUGAUUUAUCUGAGAUAAUGGUGCUUCAAGGAAGAAUACUAAUGGGAGGACGAUACAAUUCGUGCGACCUUUUCAGAGAUUUGAGACUAGAUGUUGAUAACAUGUCAUAUGAGCAAUUGCUUGAGCUUGGUGAGAGAAUUGGUCAUGUCAAUACUGGACUUAAACAAGAUGAGAUGGAACCUCACAUAAGGAAGACUAAACUUCGAUUUUCCGAUGAUGUGUCAAAGCAUCAAGUAGACAAAAAAUGCAGCAUUUGUCAGGAGGAGUUUGAAGAAGAUGAUGAGGUUGGAAGGCUGAAGUGUGAUCAUAUGUAUCACUUUGAAUGUAUACAAAAAUGGGUUGCACACAAAAAUUUCUGUCCUGUGUGCAAGGAGCAGGUUGCAGCUAGACAUUGA
Molecule: messenger RNA, 1077 nt
Organism: Lathyrus sativus (Indian pea)
Lineage: Eukaryota; Viridiplantae; Streptophyta; Magnoliopsida; Fabales; Fabaceae
Source: the annotation of a GenBank genome assembly